GUAUAUAUAUGUAUGACAUUUGGUCCUGUACUAAAAACAGUUCAGUCCCAACUAUCUUUAAAGGUGUUGUGUCUUUUAACAAUGAAAAUGUCAAGAGCAGCAAUCGUAUCCAUUGUCAUUCUCCUAAUUACUGGAUGUGAAGCUCAGGGUUCCAUAAAAUGUCCCACAGUUAUUGAGGAUGUUACACCUUGUGUUAGCUUCCUCAAAUCAAACACAAAGCACCCCUCCGACGAGUGUUGCCAAGGUAUCAAGUCACUGAAUGGUGAGGCUGGAAGCCACGAAAAUAGAGAAGCUAUAUGUCUGUGCCUCAAACAAGGAUUGGCAGCGAUUGGAGAUUAUGAUCCCCAACGUAUACCUCUAGUUCCCAAAGAGUGUGGACUCUCUGUUACGCUUCCUCCUAUUGACGACAAAACUGAUUGCAAAAAAGCAAUCUUUAUCAUGUGAGGUUCAUUUGGCUGCUGCUGCAAGUGCAAGAUUAUCAUAUCAAUAUAUUAUAAAGGGAGUAGAAAAAUAAAUUGAUAAUGAGCUUGUACUGAAUCAUGAAUAAAUAAAAUAUUGCUUUCUCAACUAUUCUGAAUAAGAAUGCAGCUUCCUCCA
Messenger RNA from Vigna umbellata (rice bean), 597 nucleotides. Lineage: Eukaryota; Viridiplantae; Streptophyta; Magnoliopsida; Fabales; Fabaceae. The record is from RefSeq and is a predicted model, not a curated record.